GGCAGGCCAGCAGCUGAAGGCCUCGCCAGGCCCAGCCCCCCUCCCCCACCGUGCAGCUCCAGGCCUCCUCAGCACGCCGCCCGGUUCUUCCCGCUCCUGGCACGACUGCGGUCCGGGACGGCAACCACCACUAUCAUCAGCCCGAACCAAACAUGGCCGCGCCAGGCUGCGUGGGGGGAACUGCCAGGCGCUAAGAUGGCGCCGGAUCCCCGCUGCUGUGUCAGAACCGACUCCAAGAUGGCCGCCAUCCCGCCCCCGCGCGCUCUGCUGCCAGGGUCCAAGAUGACUUCCUCCGCGCUUUCGACGUCCCUCGCUUUGCCGCCCCGGCACCCUUAGGCUGUGUCCGCCUUCAUCAAAGAUGGCGGUCGGAAGCGGUCCUGGUUACUAGGCUCCCACCCCUCGCUCUCCUUGCCAGAGAUCGCUGCCGAGAUGGCGGCGGCUGAGCUGGAGUAUGAGUCUGUCCUCUGCGUGAAGUCCGAUGUUAACGUCUAUCGCAUUCCGCCGCGGACUUCCAACCGCGGAUACAGGGCAUCUGACUGGAAACUGGACCAUCCAGACUGGACAGGGCGGCUUCGUGUCACCUCCAAAGGCAAAACUGCAUACAUAAAGCUGGAGGAUAAGGUUUCGGGAGAACUCUUCGCCCAGGCUCCUAUAGAUCAAUACCCCGGCAUCGCGGUAGAGACUGUGACAGAUUCCAGCCGCUAUUUUGUCAUUCGGAUUCAAGAUGGGACUGGACGAAGUGCUUUUAUAGGCAUUGGCUUCACGGAUCGUGGUGAUGCCUUUGACUUCAACGUCUCUUUGCAGGAUCACUUCAAGUGGGUGAAGCAGGAGACUGAGAUAUCUAAGGAGUCCCAGGAGGCUGACACACGUCCCAAAUUAGACUUAGGGUUUAAGGAAGGGCAGACCAUCAAACUGAACAUUGGGAACAUGACGACAAAGAAAGGAGGAGCAGCCAAGCCCCGUGUGGCUGGAUCAGGGGGCCUAAGCCUGUUACCACCCCCACCAGGAGGCAAAAUUGCAGUCCCUCCUAUACCUCCCCCUUCUUCCACAGCCAUUGCCAACCAUGUCACACCACCGCCCGUGCAGAAAUCCAGUAAUGUGAGCAGUGCAGAUAUUCUAUUAGACUUAGAUGCUCCUGCAUCUGCAUCCAAGACACCAGCAUCAGCUACCACAGACCUCUGGGGAGACUUCAGCACUGCAUCCAGUGCUGUUCCCAAUCAGGCUCCUCAGCAGUCCAACUGGGUCCAGUUCUGAAUGGUCAAAGCAGUGGAAUGGGACAACCAAGAGGCUCUAGAGGCACCAAAGGGGAUCAGAGGGGACGCAAAAGUCUUCAAUCAAAACUAAAUCAGGACAAUUUUUCUUUUUUAAACCAGAUGCUCAUUUCAGUCAAAACUUACUAUUUUUGAUCCCACAAUGAAACUACUGAACCUAAAGAGAACAUGCUGACUCCUCACGAGAUGAGCAAGGAGGAAAGAGGUAGUCUCAUCUCUUCCACUCACUUAGCUGUUCCAUGGUACAUUCCAGCUCUUUUUUUUUCUUUGUCUUUCCAUUACAGGGAAAGCAAGAAUCCUGAAAAUGGUGGGUACAGGAGGAGGCUGGGUAGGUGCCUCUGGGUUCCCUGUCCUUUAAAUUUUCUCUGGUUAGACUUGCUUUCUGUGGCUGCUUUCACUUGUAACUGGAGUCUCUGCAGCUUGAUCUGCAGUGAUGGAAGACAACUGCAUUUGGCUGCAGCUUGUAAAUGGUAGCUGUAAGGUAAUAGGUCUUGUGUCAGCACAAACCCCUCUUUGAUUAAUUUUAUCUGCGGUGAGGCGAGAGCCUUCCCAUGCAUGCACUACUCUUCCUCUCUUUGGUGCAAUUCCUGAUAGUGCUGGAUGUUCCUGUGCUCUUGUGGAAGGAGUCAUGAAAGUCCUUGGAUAGACCUGUUGCCAUUGCUAUUUAGCUCUAGGUGGGUGCCUCAUCUUAAGGCUCCUUGUUUGGCUUGCAGGUUUACUGGAGGAACUUGUCAUUUGCAGCCCUUUCUCCUCCCUGCCUCAUGCAAAAGCCUCAUUGUCAUUGAGCUGUUUUAAUUGGAAAUAGCUUAAAAAAACCCAUACCAACCCACAGCCCUGUUUUUAUAAUUUGGUAGUUCCUUGCAUUAGAUGACAACCUGGUAAUCCCAUUUGGCAUUUCACAUUCCUGUGUCACUAUCCUGAGCCCUGGCCUUUUGUUGUGACUUGGCACCAUGUUACAAAUAUUUCAUACCCACACCAGAGUGAGAACAGUGGUGGGGCAGUGGGUUAGCUGCUGGUGAAGGGACAGUCUCCUUCCCCUUGGCAGCUCACAUUUACAUUUGGGCAAGAAAUGUGUAGUAGGCCUGAUCUUGAGAACUCUGGCAGUGAAAUUCUCCCACUUGCGUUCCUUCUGGUGGUUUUUUCUCUGACACUGACUUUCCAGGGAUAGAAGCCAGUUAUUCUAAGUUGGAUUCUUUUAUUUGUGCUUCUAAAAAAAAAUUUAACCUUCUCCAACUCCCCUCUAUUUCCUGCGUGGCUUAGGGGGUUAAAAGAGGUAAAAGGCCCUUACUCUCUGUGUUACCUUUGGGAGAGCUUCCUGAGGGCCUUUGAUCUGGACACUAUUCCCUCUUUAGCAGCCGUGGAGGUGAUCUGGGACAUAAGUCCGCCAGUUUCUCUGGCCAAGCCCCACGGGCAGGCUGGAAACCUCCCGGUGGUAACUGCCCUGCCCUCCCCUCUGUGCUAGCUGAGAACCCAAAAUACCAGCUGGGGAGGUGGUCUCAGUGACUCAUCUACAGCUAUACCCACCCAGUAGAACACAAGGGUUUUGGUAUGUUUCUGGGAAGGCUUCUUUCUGUUUUGAACAUUCAGCCAGCAGUAACACUUUUUUAACUGGGAUGUGCUCUGCUCGCACACCUGUGCAAGAAUAUUUUUCCCUUUGGGCAAAGAUUUCCUGGUGAGACUUUCAAGAGUAGUUAGCUAUAUGGACCUUAUACUUGCAAAGGUAUGUUUUUCUUUUGUCUUACUACACUGAGGCCAUUUUGGAGACAAAGUUUCACUUGCACCACUUCCCUCUGGGAAGCAAAAUUCUUGAAAUAAGGCUCUAAAGCUGCUGCAGUUCCACUUGUGGAAGUGGGGACCAGACUACUGGAUGUAUUUUAAGUAGUCAUUUAAUCCUGAUCCCCUGGAUCUCUUGGUGUUCCCCCUGCCUUCAUAGUCACUCCUGUGGUCUCAUUGUGCUUAAAUUCCUGGCCUCCUCUGAAUUUGGGGGGGCUGUAAUCUGCUGGCAAAGUCGUGGACUCUGCUGGUGAGCUUUUUGUUGUUCUUUUUUUUCCCCCUCAAAUCAUGUAAGGUCCUGUCAUUUCAACUGUGUAUCAGUUCCCCAAACAAAGGAAGUUCAUGGCACCCAUAACAACUAACUAGGAGCCUCUUCUGUAUUGUCUUAGUAUUCUGGAGAUAAUAUAUUAUGUAUUUGAAAAACUGAAGAAGCAAAAAUUAAAGAUAUAUGUAUAUAAAGCAUAA
Molecule: messenger RNA, 3509 nt
Organism: Colius striatus (speckled mousebird)
Lineage: Eukaryota; Metazoa; Chordata; Aves; Coliiformes; Coliidae
Gene: NECAP1
Product: NECAP endocytosis associated 1
Exons: 8
Coding region: 430-1254 (274 amino acids)
Biological process (GO): endocytosis
Cellular component (GO): clathrin vesicle coat; membrane
Source: RefSeq, a predicted model, not a curated record